UCACUCUUCACCAACAAGGCAACAACAAAGAAACUGAGAUAUCCACACGAUCCAUCGAGUAGUAGCUCAAACAUUGAUAGGUAGCAUUAUGGGAGGAGCUUAUCAGCUGCGGGUUGCUGCUACUUUUCUUCUUAUUGCUGGAAUUGCUUCGAUUGCGGCGGCAUUCGAUCCAAGCCCUCUUCAGGACUUCUGUGUCGCCAUUGACGACCCCAAGCUCGGUGUUUUUGUGAAUGGGAAGUUCUGCAAGGACCCAAUGCAAGCCAAAGCUGACGACUUCACAUUUAGUGGACUCGAUAUGGCAGGAAAUACAUCCAACGCAGUUGGCUCCAACGUCACUUUGGUUAAUGUCGACCGACUCAAAGGGCUCAACACUCUUGGUAUCUCUUUGGCUCGUAUUGACUAUGCACCUUACGGCGGCUUGAACCCUCCUCACACCCACCCUCGUGCCUCUGAAAUUCUAGUAGUGGUCAAGGGUAGUCUCUAUGUUGGCUUUGUCACCUCAAACCCUCCCAAGCUAUUUACCAAAACUCUAAACGUCGGAGAUGUUUUCGUCUUCCCAAUUGGCCUCAUCCACUUCCAACUAAACGUGGCAAAUACAAACGCCAUUGCUUUUGCGGGACUCAGCAGCCAAAAUCCUGGCACAAUCACUAUUGCUAAUGCUGUUUUCGGUUCUGAUCCGGCCAUCAAUCCUGAUGUCCUCACCAAGGCCUUCCAAGUGGACAAGAAUGUGGUGGAUUAUCUCCAGAAGCAGUUCUGGCCUGAGAAUUAAUAUAUAUAUAAAUAACAAAGUUCCAC
This is a messenger RNA of Linum trigynum, 795 nucleotides long. Lineage: Eukaryota; Viridiplantae; Streptophyta; Magnoliopsida; Malpighiales; Linaceae. The record is from the annotation of a GenBank genome assembly.